This is a messenger RNA of Didymodactylos carnosus, 1332 nucleotides long. Lineage: Eukaryota; Metazoa; Rotifera; Eurotatoria; Philodinida; Philodinidae. The record is from the annotation of a GenBank genome assembly.
AUGGGGAAAGAAGACUACACAGUUGAUGGUGUGCCCAAGGCAAAAGCACCUUUAUUUUGCUCACUUCGAAUAACAUUAGCCAUAGUCGCAUUUUUUGGGUUUUUUCUCUGUUAUGCUCAACGAAAUGGAUUGAGCGUGGGAAUUGUGUGUAUGGUUGAUCCUAAAGCAGAUGCAGGUCAUCAGACAAACAGUAAUAGCACAAUUAGCCGAAAUUUUCCAGCUGCUUGUAAAUAUAAUGAAAAAACAAUCGCACGUUCACCAAAUCAAGUAUUAUCAUGGCCGAAGUCGACGAGAGGUGUUAUUCUUGGCUCAUUUUACUGGGGUUAUGCGCUGACACAAGUACUUGGAGGAAUAGCGGUAGGCUAUCUUGGACCAAAACGAUUUUUGGCUCUACUCGUAUUCCUUUCAUCACUAUGUACAUUACUGAUACCAUUUGUGGCAAAAUAUCACCCAGCUAUUGUGAUUAUUCUUCGAAGUAUUACGGGAGCAGCGCAGGGUGGUGUGUGGCCAACUAUUUUUCGAUUUUGGUCAUCAUGGGCACCUGCUGGAGAACGAACUACAUUGCUUAGUUUGCAAUCGGCUGGCCCAUCGAUGGGUACAAUUAAAACUCCUUGGAUAGAUAUGCUUAAGUCGAAAGCAUUUUGGGCAAUUAUGAUUGGAAUGUUCUUUUGCGAUUUUGGCCUAUACGCAAUCUGGACUGUUGUACCGGAAUAUAUGAACGAAGUUUUGCUUUUCAGUAUUGAAGAGAAUGGAUUUUUCUCAGCAUUGCCACAUAUAGCAUCGCUCAUUGUUGUUCUUACUACAGGUUAUUUAGCUGAUUAUAUUAUUCGAGAAGAAUAUGUUAAACGAGUUACUGCUCGAAAAAUAUUUCAUACAAUCGGAACAUUGUCGCCAGCAAUUUGCUUACUCGCGAUAUCGUUUCUUGAUUGUACACGACGAUAUUUAGCUGUUGGUCUGUUGACAACAGGUGUUGCUCUGAAUGGUUUUAUGAUGUCGGGUGGUUAUGUAGUGAAUGUAGGCGAUUUUAGUGGUGUCCAUUCAGGAGUGGUAUUUGGGAUAUGUAACACUGUUUCCAGUAUUGGCGGGUUUUGUGCACCCUAUUUAACAAGUCUUAUUACAAAGGAUGUUAGUACCAAAACCACUGCACAAUGGCGAAUUGCUUUUAUGAUUUAUGCUGCCUCAUUUUUUAUUUCAACAAUUGGCUUUUUUCUCCUUGUUCAAGGUGAAACUGAGCCAUGGGCAAAAAAGCAAAAUACAAUUAAUUAUGAUGCUGAUGCCGAGGUUAAUAAAGAUUUAAUUGAAAUGAAAGAUAAAAAAGAUGUCAUCGUCUAA